CGAGGCCGGCCCGGGGGCCCGGAGCGGCCGGAGCAGCCCGCGUCCUGGCCCCAGCUUCGGCCCGGCUCCCGCUCCGGCUCCUGGCUCAGCCGGUGGGCGGGCGGGCGCAGCGCGGCCCGGGCGGGGGGGAUGUCUCGGCGGACUCGCGGCGAGGAGCUGGAUGAGCUGCACUACCAGGACACUGAUUCAGAUGUGCCGGAGCAGCGGGACAGCAAGUGCAAGGUCAAAUGGACCCACGAGGAGGAUGAGCAGCUGAGAGCCCUGGUCAGGCAGUUUGGACAGCAAGACUGGAAGUUCCUGGCCAGCCACUUUCCUAACCGCACCGACCAGCAGUGCCAGUACCGGUGGCUGAGGGUGUUGAAUCCAGACCUUGUCAAGGGGCCAUGGACCAAAGAGGAAGACCAAAAGGUCAUCGAGCUAGUCAAGAAGUACGGCACGAAACAGUGGACGCUGAUCGCCAAGCACCUGAAGGGCCGGCUGGGGAAGCAGUGCCGUGAGCGCUGGCACAACCACCUCAACCCUGAGGUGAAGAAGUCCUGCUGGACUGAGGAGGAGGACCGCAUAAUCUGUGAGGCCCACAAGGUGCUAGGCAACCGCUGGGCCGAGAUCGCCAAGAUGCUGCCGGGGAGGACAGACAAUGCUGUGAAGAAUCACUGGAACUCCACCAUCAAAAGGAAGGUGGACACGGGGGGCUUCCUCAGUGAGUCCAAGGACUGCAAGCCCCCCGUGUACUUGCUGCUGGAGCUCGAGGACAAGGAUGGCUGCCAGAGCGUCCACCCUGCGGAAGGCCAGGGAAGUCUUGUGGCCACCUGGCCCCUGGCGCCCCUGGCCAUGAAGGAAGAGGAAAGCAGUGAGGAGGAGGCCACAGCAGCCACCACGUCUGAGGAGCAGGGGCCUAUCCCUGCAGAGCUGGACAGAGUGUGGACACCAGAGCCCAUGGAGGAGUUCCCCAAGCGGGAAGACCAGGAGUGCUUCCCACCAGCAAUGAGCCUGCCCUAUAAGUGGGUCGUGGAGGCCACCAACCUCCUCAGCCCUGCCGUGGGGUCCAGCUUCUCCGAAGCCCUGGACUUGAUCGAGUCGGACCCCGAUGCCUGGUGCGACCUGAGUAAAUUUGACCUCCCUGAGGAGCCGUCUGCAGAGGGCAGUGUCAACAGCAGCCCUGUGCAGCCACAGGCACCACGUCAGCACCUAGCACUGGCGCACCGCCAGCCUGCUGUCCUGGUGCCCAGCGUGACCGAGUACCGCCUGGACGGCCACACCAUCUCAGACCUGAGCCGGAGCAGCCGGGGCGAGCUGAUCCCCAUUUCUCCGAGCACGGAGGUGGGGGGCUCAGGCUUCGGCACGCCGCCCUCGGUGCUCAAGCGGCAGAAGAAGAGGCGUGUCGCUCUGUCCCCCGUCACAGAGAACAGCGCCAGCCUGUCCUUCUUGGACUGCAACAGCCUCACCCCCAAGAGCACGCCUGUCAAGACCCUGCCCUUCUCGCCCUCCCAGUUUCUGAACUUCUGGAACAAACAGGACACACUGGAGCUGGAGAGCCCCUCGCUGACGUCCACCCCAGUGUGCAGCCAGAAAGUGGUGGUAACCACGCCCCUGCACCGGGAUAAGACACCCCUGCACCAGAAACAUGCUGCGUUUGUCACCCCAGACCAGAAGUACUCCAUGGAUAACACUCCCCACACGCCAACCCCAUUUAAGAAUGCCCUGGAGAAGUAUGGACCACUAAAGCCCCUGCCCCACACCCCGCACCUGGAGGAAGACUUGAAGGAGGUGCUGCGCUCAGAGGCCGGCAUCGAGCUUGUCAUCGAGGACGAUGUGAGGCCUGAGAAGCAGAAGAGGAAGCCAGGGCUGCGGCGGAGCCCCAUCAAGAAAGUCCGGAAGUCUCUGGCUCUUGACGUCGUGGAUGAGGACAUGAAGCUGAUGGUGUCCACACUGCCCAAGGCUAUGUCCUUGCCAACAAAUGUCCCAUCAAGCUCUUCCAGCCUCACCCUGUCAGGUAUUAAAGAAGACAACAGCCUGCUCAACCAGGGCUUCCUGCAGGCCAAGCCCGAGAAGGCCGUGGCAGUCCAGAAGCCCCGGAGCCACUUUCCAACCCCUGCCCCUAUGACCCGCGCCUGGAAGACGGUGGCCUGUGGGGGCACCAGGGACCAGCUCUUCAUGCAGGAGAAAGCCCGGCAGCUCCUGGGCCGCCUGAAGGCCAGCCACACAUCGAGGACACUCAUCUUGUCCUGAGGGGCUUGGACAGUCUGGAGCCCGUUCUGAUGUUUACAGCAGGGAGGGGCAGCACUCAGAUGACUUGGGUGGCGCCGCCUCGGUGGCCUGCAUGGAGCCUCCUGCCACCACCCCCUCCCCAGGCAGCUCAGGUGGAGGCCCAGCAGGGCCACAUUGUGGUCCUGUCUCCACAUCUGGCUGCAGGCAGCUUCUGGUGCUAAUAGAACAAAGCCCCCUCCUGGGCCUGCCUGGUGCUCUCCCCAGUGCCACGGGGAGCCUCUUUAGUGUCUCCCAGACCCUGGCCAGGCCUGGCCUCGUCUCAGGCUCCUGCUUAGGACAGGACCGUGGCCAGGGCUACCCCUGCCCUAGCGCCUGUUGAUAUUUUUCUUGAAAGAAUAAAACUGCUUUUCUCUUUGU
Choloepus didactylus (southern two-toed sloth) is the source of this 2625-nucleotide messenger RNA. It is a transcript of the gene MYBL2, whose product is annotated as MYB proto-oncogene like 2. Bases 130 to 2229 code for a protein of 699 amino acids. Gene Ontology annotation, biological process: regulation of DNA-templated transcription. The record is from RefSeq and is a predicted model, not a curated record. Gene Ontology annotation, molecular function: DNA-binding transcription factor activity, RNA polymerase II-specific; RNA polymerase II cis-regulatory region sequence-specific DNA binding. NCBI's taxonomy places the organism in Eukaryota, Metazoa, Chordata, Mammalia, Pilosa, Megalonychidae. The transcript is spliced from 14 exons. Gene Ontology annotation, cellular component: nucleus.